This is a messenger RNA of Oryctolagus cuniculus (rabbit), 978 nucleotides long. RefSeq names its product vomeronasal 1 receptor oryCunV1R1633. Lineage: Eukaryota; Metazoa; Chordata; Mammalia; Lagomorpha; Leporidae. Gene Ontology annotation, biological process: G protein-coupled receptor signaling pathway. Gene Ontology annotation, molecular function: pheromone receptor activity. Gene Ontology annotation, cellular component: membrane. The record is from RefSeq and is marked provisional.
AUGGCCACAAUGGAUUUGAGAAUUGGAAUAAUCUCCCUUUUCCUGGUUAUCCUUGGAAUUCUGGGGAAUUUCUCACUCGCAAGUCACUAUUUGUUCCUCUACUUCCAUGGGCACAGGUUAAGGCCCAUAGAUUUGAUUCUCAAGCACCUGACUGUGGCUAACUUUUUGGGUAUUAUUUUGAGAGGAAUCCCAGAGACCAUGGCAGCUUUAGGGAUGGAGUAUUUUCUCAGUGAUUUUGGGUGCAAACUCAUUUUCUACAUCCACAGGGUGGGCAGGGGUGUAUCCUAUGGCUGUGUUUGCCUCUUGAGUAUUUUCCAGGCCAUUACAAUUAGUCCCAGGAACUCCAAGUGGGCAAAGCUUAAAGAAAAAACUCCUAGAUAUAUUAACAUCUCCACUAUCCUCUGCUGGACCCUGCACUUGCUGGUAAAUGCCGUUUUUCCUAUACGUAUUUCUGGCAAAUGGAAAAAUACAAAUGCCACAGAGAGGUUGGAUAAUGGAGUCUGUUCUUCUCCACCUUAUGACAAAGUCAUAAACUCAAUCUUUGCAGCAUUGUUUUCCAUUUCUGAUGUCCUAUGUUUGGGGCUCAUGCUCUGGGCCAGUGGUUCCAUGGUUUUCAUCCUGUACAGGCACAAGCAGCAGGUGCAGCACAUUCAAAGAUCUGACAUCUCUUCCAGGUCCUCUGCUGAGACCAGAGCCACCCACAGCAUCCUUGCCCUGGUAAGCACCUUUAUGUGUUUCUAUGCGAUCACUAGUGUCAUCCAAGUGUUGCUGGCUGUUUUUCAUAGUCCCAGUGUGUGGCUCUUCUCUCUUGCUACUUUAAUGGAUAUAUUUUUUCCAACUGUGUGUCCAUUUGUGAUCAUGACCCGUAAAUACAAUACUUCCAGAAUCUACUCUACCUGUUGUGGAAGCAAUAUAAAGUCACCAACUAUCAUCAGAGAAAAGACCCAUGUGUUGUCUGUUUUGUGCUGUAUCGAGUAA